AUGCGCCCCGACUGCUAACCCAGGAAGAUGCUCCCACUCGGAAGGAGGCGGAGCCCGUUCACACGUGUUUCCCUGCCGUUCCUCCUCGGCAAUCCCUGAUCCGAGGCUGUGGGGCAAGGGAUGCAGCUGAGGCGCAGGAAGGCAAUCAAUCAGGGCGGCGCACUCCUUUGUGGAAGCCUCCGAAGUGAGGAGUGAAGCCUCCGGACUCCACUGGGCUCUUUGGCUGCUGCUGUUGCCUCCGCAGCAGUAGCAACAACCGCCUGGACUGGCGCCUUUGGAAGAAGAAGAAGGGGAAGGAGGCGGAGAGGAGGAGGAGGAGGAGAAGGGGCGGAAAGGAAGCGGAGGCGACUCGGAGGAGGCAGCAGCCCGAGGCGGCGAGGAUGGAGCCCGGCAAGGAGGCCCCGGACCCAGCGGGGGAGGGGGACCCGGAGUCUUGCUCCUCUUCCUCCUCCUCCUCCUUCCAGGCCCGGCUUUGGCGGAACCUGCAAAUGGGCAGCAGAAGCAAAAGCCGGGGCGGCAUCAGCGAGCGCCGCAGUGCGGAGACCUCGCCGUCCUUGCCCCGCGCCCGGGAGCAGCCGGGACCCUCCAAAUGGGCCGGAUUCCGCCGCAGGAAGCCCGUCCUGGACCGGGUCUUCUCCUCCUCGCAGCCCAACCUCUGCUGCAACUCGGCCGAGACCUUGGAAGGCCCCGAAGCCGGCUCGGCGCUGCGCCGCUUGCGGGAACACAUCCUCCACCCGCCGCGCAGCAAAGGCAACACGCCUCCUUCGUCCGCUUCGUCCUCGGUGGCCUCCUCGCCCCGGCUGCCCCGGGAGAAGAGGGGCGCGGAUGGGGCGCCCAAGGCGGAGGAGAAGGAAGAGAAGGAGGGGAAGGGGCACCAGCACCCGCAGCAGCAGCCCCUGUCCCACCAGAAGAGCUCCUCGCUCCCGGGCACCGCUUGCUUGGAGCAGCUGCUGCAGGAGUCGCCCACCAAGGGCAAGGGCAAGGGCAAAAACACUGGUGGAGCUAGCAGCAGCCCCAAGGCCAGCCCUCGCACCGCCCCCAGGAGCCCGCAGAGAACCAAUCCUGCUGGAACAAGCAAUUCAGAAUUAUCCCAGGCGGAUCCUGGAAUGUACCAGUUGGAUAUUACGUUAAAAAGUGGUCACAAUUUAGCUGCUCGUGAUCGGAGAGGAACAAGUGAUCCAUAUGUGAAAUUUAAAAUUGGUGGGAAAGAAUUCUUCAGAAGCAAAACAAUCCAUAAGAACCUUAAUCCUGUAUGGGAGGAAAAAACUACCAUCAUUAUUGAACACUUAAGGGAACAGCUGUAUGUAAAGGUAUUUGAUUAUGACUUUGGGCUUCAAGAUGACUUCAUAGGGUCAGCCUUUUUGGAUCUGAAUUCACUAGAACAAAACAGGCCAAUUGAUGUUACACUAAAUCUGAAGGAUCUACAUUAUCCAGAUGAAGACCUUGGGACUAUAUUAUUGUCUGUGCUACUCACACCAAAAGACCAAAGGGAAGGGACAAUGCUAAUGAGGAAGAGUUGGAAAAGAUCAAGUAAGUUUCAGACCCAGAGUAUACGCCUGUCAGACCUGCACAGAAAAGCUCAGCUCUGGAGAGGAAUUGUCAGUGUCACUUUGAUUGAAGGCCGUGAACUCAAGGCUAUGGAUCCAAAUGGACUUAGUGAUCCUUAUGUGAAAUUCCGGCUAGGACAACAGAAGUACAAGAGUAAGAUUAUGCCAAAAACUUUGAAUCCUCAGUGGAGGGAACAAUUUGAUUUUCAUCUCUACGACGAAAGAGGUGGAAUUAUUGAUAUUACAGUCUGGGACAAAGAUGCUGGCAAAAAGGAUGAUUUUAUUGGCAGGUGCCAGGUUGACCUAUCAACCCUAAGCAGAGAACAUACUCAUAAGCUGGAGUUAUCUCUGGAAGAAGGAGAAGGCUAUCUGGUACUACUAGUCACCUUGACUGCUUCUGCUACAGUCAGCAUCUCUGACCUCUCAAUCAAUGCCUUGGAGGACCCAAAGGAACUGGAAGAAAUACUAAAGCGAUAUAGUCUACUGCGCUUACUUAAUAACAUGAAAGAUGUGGGAUUUCUCCAAGUGAAGGUCAUCAAAGCAGAAGGAUUGAUGGCAGCUGAUGUUACAGGUAAAAGUGAUCCCUUUUGUGUAGUUGAGUUGAACAAUGAUAGACUGUUGACCCACACAGUAUACAAGAACCUUAACCCUGAGUGGAACAAAAUCUUCACCUUCAACAUUAAAGAUAUUCAUUCAGUUCUCGAAGUGACGGUCUAUGAUGAAGAUCGAGAUCGGAGUGCUGACUUCCUGGGCAAAGUGGCCAUCCCAUUGUUGUCUAUUCAAAAUGGUGAACAGAAAGCCUACGUCUUGAAAAACAAGCAGCUGACAGGGCCAACAAAGGGGGUCAUCUAUCUUGAAAUAGAUGUGAUUUUUAAUGCUGUGAAAGCCAGUAUACGAACAUUAAUGCCUAAAGAACAGAAGUAUAUUGAAGAAGAGAACAGAAUUUCUAAACAGCUUCUUCUAAGAAACUUUAUGCGCAUGAAACGUUGUGUCAUGGUUCUCAUAAAUGCUGCCUACUACAUAAAUAGUUGCUUUGACUGGGAUUCACCACCAAGGAGUCUUGCUGCUUUUGUGCUCUUCCUUUUUGUGACUUGGAAUUUUGAGCUCUACAUGAUUCCUCUGACCUUAUUGCUACUGCUGGCAUGGAAUUACUUCCUGAUCGUAUCAGGGAAAGAUAACAGGCAACAUGAUACAAAGACCUCUUGGGUUCAAACAGCUUUCCUGCUUCUCCUUGCUGAAGUAGUGGAGGACAUGCUAGAGGACGAGGAAGAAGAGGAUGACAGAGAUGACAAGAUGGAAGCAGUUCUGCAAUGGCUGAAGGUCCAGCCCGUUGCCUUUCCUACACUGGACAUAACUAAAACACACACAACGGACAGUGAAAAGAAAGGAUUUAUGAAUAAGCUCUAUGCCAUUCAGGAAGUAUGUGUCAGUGUCCAGAACAUCCUUGAUGAAGUGGCUUCCUUUGGAGAAAGGAUAAAGAAUACAUUCAACUGGACUGUUCCAUUCUUAAGCUGGCUGGCCAUUGUUGCCCUCUGUGUGUUCACAGUCAUCCUGUAUUUCAUUCCACUGAGAUACAUUGUCCUUGUCUGGGGUAUCAAUAAAUUUACAAAGAAACUCCGAAGUCCAUAUGCGAUUGAUAACAAUGAACUGAUAGAUUUCCUCUCCAGAGUUCCAUCAGAUGUACAAGUGGUGCAGUACCAAGAACUGAAACAAGACCCUACCCACAGUCCAAGUAAGAGGAAGAAAAACAAUCCUGGCUAGCCUAUUCCAUAUCCUGAGGAGACCAACAUCUGUUUGAGGGGGAUGAAAACAAAACCUAAGGAGCUUUUCCUCUCUCUAAGCUUUAUUUAUUUUGCCUUUUAAUCAUAAUGGGGAAAGGUGUUAAAAUAGCUGUACAAAAGGAUUUAUCAGUAAAAACAAACUUUCAGUCUUAUGGAACUGUAAUGAAAAUUUCUGAUCUACCUGAGACGGAAGCUUUGUUAGAUGAGAGAGCUCAUUUAUAGCAUGAAUGUAAAAUGGCUAGUGAUAGACUCAUACAAUUGGAUAAGCAGAAGUUGUAGUAAUUUGAAUGUUUAAUUCAUGCUCUGGUUACUUUUUUAAAAGCUCGGUGAGAGUUUUUGCAUGAAUCAUAUUUUUAUCCAUUUUUUUCAUUUUUAUUAAAUUGUAUUUUGUACAUUUCACCAUAAUUACAAAGGAAAAAAGCUAAUUCUUACAUUUUAUCCAAAAUGACGGUCUUAAAAUUCUACCCUCCUCUAAAUAAACACAAGUUUUUUAAAAAAACUGACCACAGCUUGCAUGAAGGCAAGUGAGGUAGACACUAAAUAUAAAUGCCAUACUAGACUCAAAAGAUUGAAAACUGUUCUUAACACUUUUAUCAUUCCAUCACAAGAAUGUUUGAGGGGAGAAGUACCUGUACCUAAAAUACUGCCAGGUUUAUAACUGAUUGCAUAUCUAACUUUUUAUAUUGCCACUAAUUUUGAUUUAUACUUAACUAGCCUAGUGAACAACAGUCAAUAUAUAAUUCAGCAGUAAAGUAACUAUCAAAACAAAAACAUGUUGCUUCAAGUGUCAGAUUAUGAAAGUUCUUUCUGCAUAUCAAGAAAGUUUAUUACUUUAGAUUUGCUUCCAAAGUCAUUUUAGGCUUUAUAAUAUGGCAUUUUAGCAGUUACUCUGGCAAAAUGAAAAUAUAAUGUGAGCAGAAUGUAUAUAACCUGUUUUGUUCCUUUAAUUUAAUCAUCUAAUUGGUUCUCUAAAUAUUUAAGUGCCCUCUGUAUAGGGAAAACAUUUUAUAAAUUGUGGCUGAAAGAAAAAUAUGGUUUACAUUUCAAAAUAUUGCCAUUGCAUUAUGAGAACUUAGAAAUACAUGAAUAAGCUGUGACUUGUAAUAAUCUUGAGUUGACUCUGCAUACCUAAGGACCUUAUAAAUACGAUAUUAAAGCUAUUACUGCACUAGUAGAAGUAGUCUGCUGGUGCAACAACAUUUUCCCCCCUUUCUUCUCUGGAAACCCUUAGCACUGCCAAUCAGGAUUUCCAGAAGCAGAUUUUAGGAUGUGCAAGGGCCUUUGCUGAGAAGGGAGGAGGAGGAGAAUUUCCCCUCUAUUCUACUGAUGGAAGCAGCUCCGUCAGUGGAUUGACGCCACUGGAUACUAUCCAUUGUCCUUGCAGAGGCUUUUUGAGGAGAGAGCAAAGGACCAAGUCAGGAUGAAAGGAUCUUUUCCCUCAGGGGACAAAAGGUGAUUCCAUGCUCUUCAUACAGGGCAGUGAGUCUGAAUUAUGGUUGCCUAUCAAGUUCUAUUGCACUACUAUGAUACUUUUUUUCCAGAGAGAUAUUAACCAACAUAUGCACAGAAUAAUGUAUAUAAAUUAAUUUAAUUCUUAAAAUGCAUUUCUCAUGAAAGCUGAUUUUUCAGAUUAUUUUUAUCUUGGUUCCUUUGUAAGAAACAGCAACAGAUCUCUAUUUUGGUCUUGCCUAUUUAUACAAUAUGCUUGAAAGGAUGCCAAACAAGUUCUGUAUCUACAGGGAAGGCUUGUCCUAGACAUGUUCUGGCUGUGUAGCCAGGUGAUUGUGACUUAUUUAUUAUGCACAUAUAUAUGCAGGUCCUGUCUGUCUAUUUUAUUGCUGAUGAGCAAUAUGCCAUUAACGAAUUCAUCCUAUUGAAGAAUAUGUAUUGAUGUGAAUUUUCAUUUUUUUAUCUGUACUAUUUUGUUCACUGUGAAAAUAUGCUAUGUAAUACAUGAAAACAUUUUCUCGGAUUUGUUUAUUUCUAUCCUCUAAUAUUUUUGGAUAUUUCUUUUUUCCUGUAAAGAAUGCUUACCUAACUUAUUUAGGCCAUUAAACUCAUAUAAGAAACUA
Messenger RNA from Anolis carolinensis (green anole), 5400 nucleotides. It is a transcript of the gene mctp1, whose product is annotated as multiple C2 and transmembrane domain containing 1. Gene Ontology annotation, cellular component: synaptic vesicle membrane. Gene Ontology annotation, molecular function: calcium ion binding. Gene Ontology annotation, biological process: regulation of neurotransmitter secretion. The record is from RefSeq and is a predicted model, not a curated record. The transcript is spliced from 23 exons. Bases 381 to 3308 code for a protein of 975 amino acids. Lineage: Eukaryota; Metazoa; Chordata; Lepidosauria; Squamata; Anolidae.